GCGCUCGGCCAAACUCAUCGGCAUUGAGCCUUCAUUCUUUAAAAUUUCCAACCUGCACGUGCGCAAGGGCCAAAUGUUUUCGCAGCAGCACAUGCGCGAGGCAGAAUCGGUUUGCAUUAUUGGCAACGGGAUUAAGAAAAAGCUCUUUACCGGCAAAGAUGCCAUUGGCAAAAAAUUAAAAGUGGGCAAUCAAUGGCUCACCGUUAUUGGCGUUACGGAUGCGAUAAACGUAAGUGAAAAGGCGCAAGAUAACCUCGGCAUCCGCGAUUACAACAUGGAUAUUUACGCGCCCAUUAACACGGUGCUGGUGCGUUAUAAAAAUCGCGCCAAGCUGCAGGCCGAUAAAAACCCACGCGAUGACGAUGAGGAAGAAGCCAAGCGCGAAGUGUUGGGCUUUAAUUACCACCAAAUUGAUCGUUUGGUGGUGCAGGUUAAUGAAAGCAAUGUGCUCUCGGCCACAGCCGAUGUAAUUAGCCGUUUACUAAAACGCAAACACAACCAGGUGGUUGAUUUCGAGAUCAUUAUCCCCCAGCAAUUGCUGGAACAACAGCAGCGCACCAAAGACAUAUUUAACCUGGUUUUGAGCGCUAUUGCCGGCAUUUCCCUUCUGGUAGGCGGCAUUGGUAUUAUGAACAUCAUGUUGGCCUCGGUUAUGGAGCGUACCAAAGAAAUCGGCACCCGGCUGGCCAUUGGCGCCAAGAAACGCGAUAUUAUCAAUCAGUUUUUAUUUGAGGUAGAAGUACUCAGCUUGCAAAAGUCAAUAAAUCGCGCGCAACAGCAAUCGCCCUCCUAUUUCAGGGCCAUAAAUCUGGCCGAAAACCGCUACUGGAACUACCGCCAGUUUAAGGCCAGUUUUCUGCCCCAACUCAACCUAAGCGGAACACUGCCGCAAUACUCCAGCGCCAUUGACCGGGUUACGCAGCCGGACGGAACCUUUGACUUCCGCGCCAGCGAGCAAUUGUUUUUGUCUUCUCAGCUUUCGCUCGAUCAGAAUGUGGCCUUUACCGGAGGCCGGGUUUCGGUUUCCAGCGGUUUGCAGCGCACCAACGUUUAUCGCCCCAUUGAUCGCCUAAACUACUUUUCCACGCCCAUCAGCGUAUCGUAUUUUCAGCCCAUGCUGCUUUACAAUGACCUGAAGUGGCAGCAGAAAAUUAGCCCGCUGGCUUACAAGGAGUCCAUCCGCGCCUACAGCGAAGAUCUUGAGGAUAUUGCAACGGAAACCACCGAACUCUACUUUAACGCGUUAAACGCGGCCAUGAGCCAAAGAAUAGCGGCCAUUAACGUUGAUAAUAACGAUACCAUUUAUAAGAUUUCACAGGGGCGUUACAACCUGGGCAAAAUUGCCGAAAACGACCUGCUACAAAUUGAAUUAAAUAAGCUUAACGCUGAAAACACCCUCAACCAGGCGCAACUGCAAUACGAAGUAGCCACCCAGGCAUUAAAGCGCUAUUUGGGUAUUCCCACCAGCACCGAGUUGGACUUGGGCAUUCCCACGGAAGUGCCCGUUUUGGAUGUUACGCUGGAGCAGGCCCUUUCGGAAGCACGCCAAAACCGGGCGGCCGUACUGGAGUUUAGGCGCAGAAGGCUCGAAGCCGAACAAGAAGUAGCCCAGGCCCGGGGAAAUACAAAUUACAACCUGAACGUGCGCGCCAAUUUUGGUUUAUCAAGCCAGGGCCAGGAAUUUAACCAGGUGUACAACGACCCUUUUCAGCAGCAACAAAGUAUUUUGGUGGGCAUUAAUAUCCCAAUAGUUGACUGGGGCCAGGCCAAGGCGCAAAUAAGAAAGGCCAAGGCCAACCGCGAUUUGGCACAGGUAAAUAUUGAGCAGGACGAAAUAAAUUUUGAGCAGGAAAUAUUCUUGCAGGUUAUGCAAUUUAACGCGCAGUAUAGUCAGCUAAAAAUUGCGGCAAAGGCCGACACGGUGGCGCAAAAGCGAUACACAGUGGCCAAGCAGCGCUACCUAACCGGGAAAAUUUCCAUUACCGAUUUUAACAUCGCCCAAGCCGAAAAAGAUCAGGCCAAACAGGCCUACCUCAGGGCGCUACGCACUUUUUGGAUAAAUUAUUACACCCUGCGCAGGCUUACUCUGUACGACUUUGAAAAUAACCGGCCCAUUGUUUACGAGCCUGAUUUUGAAGAGUAA
This is a messenger RNA of Symbiodinium sp. CCMP2456, 2143 nucleotides long. The record is from the annotation of a GenBank genome assembly. Lineage: Eukaryota; Dinophyceae; Suessiales; Symbiodiniaceae.